Molecule: messenger RNA, 2124 nt
Organism: Megalops cyprinoides (Indo-Pacific tarpon)
Lineage: Eukaryota; Metazoa; Chordata; Actinopteri; Elopiformes; Megalopidae
Gene: abtb1
Product: ankyrin repeat and BTB (POZ) domain containing 1
Exons: 12
Coding region: 192-1625 (477 amino acids)
Cellular component (GO): cytoplasm; ubiquitin ligase complex
Molecular function (GO): protein binding
Source: RefSeq, a predicted model, not a curated record
UGGAAUUCCAGAGCCUCAGCAGACUCACCGCAGGGGACGGAUCGCCAGCUGCACGGCCGCUGGAGGUAGCUGCUGACCAGCCCUGAGAUAAAGACAGGCGAUUCCUUUUCGCAUCGCGCUUGACUGCGUCUGUACCUGUCACACGGGCAGGCCGUUUCAAUGCAUUACAGAGGUGUGAAAUCCCCGUGGAGAUGGACGCUUAUGAUCUGUUUACGAGCUGCAGGAAGGGCGACAUUUCUAGAGUGAGGUACCUGGUUGAGCAGAGAGAUGUGGAGCUUAACGUGAGGGACAGAUGGGAUAGCACCCCGCUAUAUUAUGCCUGCUUGUGUGGCCAUGAGGAGCUGGUGCAGUACCUGCUGGCUAAUGGAGCGAAAUGUGAGGCCAACACUUUUGACGGGGAGCGCUGUCUGUACGGCGCACUGAGUGACCCAAUCAGGCGCCUGCUGAAGGAGUACAAGCGAAUCACAGCCAAGGCCAUGCAGCGCGACUACUACGACCACUUCCUGCAGAGCCUGCUGGAACAGGGAUCCUUCAGUGACGUCUCGUUCUUGGUGCACGGACAGUCAUUCAGCGCUCAUCGCUGUGUCCUUAGCGCGCGCUCGGAGUACUUCAGCGAGAUGUUCCAGACCAAGUGGAAGGGCAAGAACAUCAUCGCUCUCAAACAUCCACUGAUCAAUCCUGCUGCCUUCGGUGCCAUCCUCCAGUACUUUUACACAGGCCGGCUGGACAUUGAUAUGAGUUACGUGGACGACUGCAAACGGCUGGCCAAACAGUGCAAGAUCAGCGACCUCAUUGUGGAGCUGGAGAGCAAGUGCAAGCAGGUGUACGAGUUUGUGUCAGCAAAGCCGGGGACUUGCGUGAAGGUGUUAACGCUGGAGCCACUGAAUAACUGCCAACUUCAGGAGGAGAUGGCGAUCCUGGCGGACUGUGCCCUGCCCGCUGAGCUGAGGGUGGGCUUUGGUGAACUGCCCUUUGACAGAACGGACAACUUCCCCAGCUACCCUGACAUCUGCUUCCGGGUCGAAGGUUAUGACUUCCUGUGUCAUAAGGUGUUCUUCUGUGGGCGCAGUGACUAUUUUCGGGCGCUGCUGGAGGAUCAUUUCAGCGAGGGGGAGAUGCUGCCCUCCCAGCCCAGCACCCCGGUCCUCACCCUGCACAACAUCUCCCGCGACAUCUUCAUCAGAGUGCUCUACUACAUCUACAGUGAUGACACCGAGCUGUCUCUGGAGAAUGUGCAGGAGGUGCUGUGUGUGGCGGACAUGUACCUGUUGCCAGGGCUGAAGCGGCUGUGUGGCAAAGCGCUGGCGGCGACGCUGAGCGAGGACUCGGUGCUGCCGCUGUGGAGGACCGCGCGUCUCUUCCGCCUGUCCCGGCUCGAGGACCAGUGCACCGAGCUGAUGGCCCGCAUCAUCGAGAAGCUGGUAGAGAUGGAGGAGUUUGUGGAGAUGAUCCAGGAGGACGCCAGGGCAGUGGAGGCGCGGCAGGAGACUGACUCCAUCCCGCUGGUGGACGACAUCCGUUACCACAUCAGCAGCAACGUGCAGACCUACAGCGCCAUCGAGGAGGCCAGCCAGCGGCUUGGGGCGCUGGAGGAACUGCUGGCCAGCAUCGGCCUGGAGUGCUAAGGCCCCGCCCCCUGCCCAUCCCGCCCCCACUCAGCCACUCCCACACGCCAGACUCAGCCACGCCCGCCCCUCGCUGCUCACAGGGGGAGUUCAGCUGCACCCAUCCCCAGCCACCUGCUGGAGUUAAACUGCAGCACAUCCUCGGGUCCCCCCCCCCCGUUUCACAGAAGCAUGUGGAAGAGGCUAAAGGAGCGUGUGAUUCAUGCUGGGUGUGAGAGGAUGUGCUUUGGCAUGGUGUAGAUAUGGUUUAGAAAUGAUGAUUUAGGUAUGGGUUAGGUGUAGUUUAUGUAUGGUUUAGGUAUGAUACAUAGAUAUAUGUUCUUUUUCUGCCCAUCAUCAGGCACUGUAUGAGUCCAUCCUGUUUGAGAGGCAGCGUGAGGGGCAGAAUGAUCUUUAGCUGCCAUGUUGGUGAUGAAUAACGGCAAUAACUAUCUGUUAAAUGCCUUUCCUUUCUUCAUGUUAAUUAGCUACUAAUGAAUCGACUUGUCUUUCAGUUUGU